ACUGUAGGUGAGUGUAUCAGGAGGAACAGGUUGGAGAAGGUGAGCUGAGACAUGGAUGGUGAGUGGAAGCGUGUAGCAGUGCCGCUGCUCUGUGCUGCCGGUGUGAGUGUUUUACUGCUGAAAUGGAGAGAACAGCAGAAGGUGAAGAGGAAACUGCAGAGAGCCAGAGAGAAGAGAGAGAAGGAGAUCCAACAGGCAGAGAAAGCCAUCAGCCUCUUUAAGGCUCAGAACUCUGGUGUUGAUCUGAGCUCCAUCGUGACUCUCCCACUGGCUGAACUGAGUCAGAAGAUCAGAGGAGGAUCUCUGAAGCCCGAUGCUGUGCUCCAUGCCUACAUGGAGAAGGCUCUGGAGGUGCACAAGAAACUGAACUGUGGCACUGCUGUCCUCAUAGAGAGUCUGAAACAACUGGAAGACAUCGAGUCACACAAAGACGGCCUUCUUUACGGCAUUCCCGUCAGCAUCAAGGACAACGUGGAUUAUAAGGGCUACGACUCUACCUGUGGUGUAUUGACUAAGCUGAAUGAUCCUGCCAUUAAGGACAGUGUGGUGGUCUCGGUGCUGAAGAAGCAGGGUGCCAUCCCCUUCAUCAAAACUAAUAUCCCUCAGGGUCUCCUCAACUAUGAAUGUAGUAACCCCAUAUUUGGGAGGACGGUGAACCCCUGCAACCUCGGGAAGACGUGUGGCGGCUCUUCGGGAGGCGAAGGUGCUCUGAUCGCUGGAGGAGGAUCUAUUCUGGGUCUGGGAUCCGACAUCGGAGGAAGCAUCCGCAUCCCAGCAGCCUUCUGUGGCAUCUGCGGCUUAAAACCCACAAACAACAGGAUCAGUGUGCGCGGACUCACUUCAUGUGUAAAAGGUGGAAAGACAGCUCUGUCAGCUAUUGGUCCCAUGGCCCAUGAUGUGGAGAGUCUGGCUCUGUGUAUGAGAGCUUUACUCUGCACAGACAUGUUCACUCUGGACCCUACGGUUCCUCCGAUACCGUUCAACCAGCAGGUGUACGAGAGCACAAAGCCUCUGAGGAUCGGUUACUAUGAGAACGACGGGUACCUUCAGCCGUCUCCGAGCAUGAGCAGAGCUCUACGAGAGACCAAGGAGCUCCUGGAAAAAGCAGGACACAAGCUAAUUCGAUUCCACCCUCCUCAAAUGUUCACCGCCAUCAACGAAUAUGUUGCGAGGGGAAACCUGGCAGAUGGAGGCGCCACCCUUCUAGAGCACCUUAAGCCUGGCCCUGUGGAUCCGUGUCUGCAGUAUCAGGCCAAGCACUACGGUCUUCCCAUGUUUAUGAAGAGGAUGAUCUCUCUGAUCCUUCGACCUAUUUAUCCACGCAUGGCUGCACUUAUAAACGCCACGUGUGGAGUCAGCUCUCCAGCAGAUCUGUGGAAACAGCACAAAGUAGUUGAGGAUUAUAUCCAGGAGACUUUAGCUGAGUGGGAGAAGCUGGAGCUGGAUGUUCUGUUCUGCCCCAUGCUGGGUCCAGCCUAUAACUUUAACUACACCGGACAACUAAACAGUGCCCUGAGUUACACUGCACUGUACAACGUGCUCAACUUCCCUGUCGGAGUCGUACCCGUCACCGAGGUCACAGCCGAGGAUGAAGCUCAGCUGAAACACUACACAGGGAACUACAGAGACGUCUGGGACAAGACUUUCGUCAAGGCGAUACGAGGCGGUGUGGGUCUUCCCAUAGCAGUGCAGUGUGUGGCUCGGCCCUGGCAGGAAGAGAUGUGUUUACGCCUGAUGAGAGAAGUGGAAGAGCUCUCUGCCAAGAACAAGCACUCCAAAACACACCACUAAACACACACACAUUUUCUUGUAAUUAAAACAUUGUGGGGUCAGUAGUUCUGCCGGUGUGUUAUGGGGACACCACUUUCCUGAGGUCCUACAGAUUUGAAAAAAAUCUAAUUUAAUUUUAGGAACAUAAAGAUCACUUGAAAUUCUUGAUUUAAAUCUCAAAUCUCAAAUUUUCUCUUAAAUCUCAAAUUUUCUGUGCUUGUUUUUUUAACACCUAAUGGGGACAUAACAAGAACUCAUCAGUAAUGGGGACCUAAUUUGCAUACACACAAAUUUGUCUGGUUUUCAGGUUGUAAACGCCUAAACGCCUCUAAUUUGCAUACACACAGAUCAGGUAGUUAUAACAUCAAGGGGACAUGGGUUAAUAAAAACAAGUUGGGCAUUUAACUUAAUUAUUAGUUUAUGAAAAAUUACAAGCCAAGUAUGUGUAACACUCAGAAGACUACAUGUAAAGAACAGAUGACCUGUAUUUUCUCUGUUUGUGGGUUUAAGCACCUCAUGAGUUUGAAGAAUUGUUUACAUCAAGGACUGUUAACCAAAACUUCACUAAUUGCAUACUCAUAAAAAGGCAAUUAAUCUUU
This is a messenger RNA of Hemibagrus wyckioides, 2369 nucleotides long. Its product is annotated as vitamin D3 hydroxylase-associated protein-like. The transcript is spliced from 15 exons. Gene Ontology annotation, biological process: fatty acid catabolic process. The record is from RefSeq and is a predicted model, not a curated record. Bases 52 to 1791 code for a protein of 579 amino acids. Gene Ontology annotation, molecular function: fatty acid amide hydrolase activity; amidase activity. NCBI's taxonomy places the organism in Eukaryota, Metazoa, Chordata, Actinopteri, Siluriformes, Bagridae.